AUGCGUGUCUCAAAUAUCUUUGUCCUCCUGCCUCUCUACGGCGCCGCUGUCAAUGCUCAGACUCCCAACUUGAAAGCGCCACCACCAUGUGUGCGGGCAACGCCGGCUCCAUCAGAAUGUCAGACUGAAGCCCGGUUCAACGAGUUUGCCGAAGCUUUCAUUGUCACGAAGAACAUCACGGAAGCGUUUACUUUCAUUGUGGAGGACUACAUUAACCACAACCCGCUUGCCCAGAAUGGCUCUGCUUCUGCCUGGAGCAUUCUCUCUCCAAUCUGGGCUUCACAAGACAUCACAGUCCUUGGCACGAAAUUCCGUGGAAACAUGGGCUGGUUGAACUACCGCAGCGCCUUUGGUACUGUCGUCGAUCGUUUCCGAUGGGAGGGUGGCUGCAUCGCGGAACAUUGGGAUCAAAAUGAGACAUUUCCGACUGACUAG
Molecule: messenger RNA, 435 nt
Organism: Microdochium trichocladiopsis
Lineage: Eukaryota; Fungi; Ascomycota; Sordariomycetes; Xylariales; Microdochiaceae
Exons: 3
Coding region: 1-435 (144 amino acids)
Source: RefSeq, a predicted model, not a curated record